Molecule: messenger RNA, 3528 nt
Organism: Megalops cyprinoides (Indo-Pacific tarpon)
Lineage: Eukaryota; Metazoa; Chordata; Actinopteri; Elopiformes; Megalopidae
Gene: prkaa2
Product: protein kinase, AMP-activated, alpha 2 catalytic subunit
Exons: 9
Coding region: 2-1675 (557 amino acids)
Biological process (GO): intracellular signal transduction; protein phosphorylation
Cellular component (GO): cytoplasm
Molecular function (GO): ATP binding; protein serine/threonine kinase activity
Source: RefSeq, a predicted model, not a curated record
AAUGCCAAAUGGUAAAAUGGCUGAGAAGCAGAAACACGAAGGCAGGGUUAAAAUAGGACAUUACAUCCUUGGAGACACACUUGGAGUCGGCACCUUUGGAAAAGUUAAGAUUGGGGAACACCAGCUUACAGGUCACAAGGUUGCAGUGAAGAUCUUGAACCGACAGAAGAUACGCAGCCUUGAUGUGGUGGGUAAAAUCAAGCGGGAAAUCCAGAACCUCAAGCUGUUUCGCCAUCCUCACAUCAUUAAACUGUACCAGGUGAUCAGCACACCGACAGACUUCUUCAUGGUGAUGGAAUAUGUGUCAGGAGGGGAGCUCUUUGAUUAUAUCUGUAAGCAUGGAAGGGUGGAGGACACAGAGGCCCGGCGGCUCUUCCAGCAGAUCAUCUCUGCGGUGGAUUACUGCCACAGGCACAUGGUUGUGCACCGCGACCUGAAACCUGAGAACGUGCUGCUGGAUGGCAGCAUGAACGCCAAGAUCGCUGACUUUGGUCUGUCCAACAUGAUGUCUGAUGGUGAGUUCCUGAGGACAAGUUGUGGGUCUCCCAACUAUGCUGCUCCUGAGGUCAUCUCUGGGAGGCUGUAUGCAGGCCCUGAGGUGGAUAUUUGGAGCUGCGGGGUCAUUCUGUAUGCCCUGCUUUGUGGGACGCUGCCCUUCGACGAUGAGCACGUGCCCACCCUGUUCAAGAAGAUCCGAGGGGGCGUGUUCUACAUCCCGGAGUACCUGAACCGCUCGGUGGCCAGUCUGCUCAUGCUGAUGCUGCAGGUGGAUCCCCUGAAGAGGGCCACGAUCAAAGACAUCAGGGAGCAUGAGUGGUUCAAGCAGGAGCUCCCCGGUUACUUGUUUCCGGAGGACCCCUCGUACGACGCAAACGUCAUCGACGAGGAGGCGGUGCGGGAGGUGUGCGAAAAGUUUGAGAGCACAGAGUCGGAGGUGAUGAGCAGCCUGUACAGCGGGGACCCUCAGGACCAGCUAGCCGUGGCCUACCACCUCAUCAUCGACAACCGCCGUAUCAUGAACCAGGCCAGCGAGUUCUACUUGGCCUCCAGCCCGCCCACCGGCUCCUUCAUGGAGGAAGGCAUGCCGCUGCCCCCGGGGGUCAAGCCGCACCCGGAGCGCAUGCCCCCUCUGCUGGCUGACAGCCCCAAGGCUCGCUGCCCCCUGGACGCCCUCAACACCACCAAGCCCAAGCCGCUGGCCGUCAAGAAGGCCAAGUGGCACCUCGGCAUCCGUAGUCAGAGUAAACCCUAUGAUAUUAUGGCUGAGGUGUACCGCGCCAUGAAGCAACUAGAGUAUGACUGGAAGGUGGUGAACCCCUACCACCUAAGGGUCAGGAGGAAGAACCCAGUCACAGGGAACUUUGUGAAGAUGAGCCUGCAGCUAUACCAGGUGGACAAUCGCAGCUACUUGCUGGACUUCAAGAGUAUUGAUGAUGACGUCAUAGAGCAGAAGUCGGGCUCGUCCACCCCCCAGCGCUCAGGGUCGGCCGCGGGGCUCCACCGACCGCGGCUGAGCAUCGACUCGGCCUCGGUGGUGGUGGAGAUGCCCCAGCUCAGCAGCUCCUUGCCAGGAUCCCUGACAGGCAGCACCCCCUUGCUGGCACCCCGCCAGGGUAGCCACACCAUGGACUUCUUUGAGAUGUGUGCCAGCCUCAUCACCACGCUGGCGCGCUGAGGGGGGGCAUACCCCCCCUAACAUGGACACAUGUGAGUCAUGUCCGCUGUAAAUUGUCCAACUGCUGUCCCACACCCUAAACCCACAAUUGCUGUGAAAUGCCAUCACUAUAGCAACGCAGAAUACCCUCUGAGGUUCUAGAAUCCAUUGAUUAUUUUAUUUUUGGUUUUAUAUAUUUUUUUAAAGAAAUUAUAGUUGCAAAUUAUAUAAAUACAUAAUAAUCAUGUAUACAUGUAUGAUAUAUUUAUAUUAUCUCUUAGUUUGUGAGUAAGUUGUUUGAAUAAUUGAAAGGGCAUACCAAAAAUGAAGUCUAUACUUAAAAAGAAGAUUCAAAUUAUUUAGAGAUUUCAGAUUUUAUUUAUUUUUUAAUGAUUGUCUUAUAGUUUGUAGUUUCAUUGUUUAAGUACUGUCCUGAGGUUUCAGGUUCUUACCUUGUAUGUUACAGUAAUCUGAAUUUAACGCUUUCACAUGGGCAAUAGUUGUAGGUAAGAGCAGACUAGCAACAAGGCAAUAAAGGCAGGCUGUUUUCAGCAGAUACUGAAACGCCAUCUGUGGUCGCGCACCAUGUCACCCACAAGUUAGCACAAUUCUUGGGUGUAGUUUUUGUGGCCGAAACCUCACCGGGUUAUGAUUGGUAUAUAGGAAAGACAAUGAAUGUACCCACAAAAUGCAUUUAAGUUGAAAAUGACAUCAGUGCUGUUUCCAUUUUCAUGGGCUUUCUCUGCCACAAUGGCCCUGACAUUUUUGUUUAUGUGGCCAUAUCCUGUGCCUCUCGACUAUGUGUUUUUGUCACAAUGUCCUUUGACUAGUGGCCUGAGGCCUAGAAUAUGUCUACAGCGGUCUGGUCAUAGUUAGAAAUUUUCCUGACUGCAAUUAAAAAACUAUGAAGUCUGUGAUUUUGGAAGAAAACACCUCUGUCUUCAAAAGAAUAAACUUGGGAUUAACUUGACUUCUUAAGAGUGUUAUCCAGGCAUGAACAAAAUACAAUAAAAAAGCACAACUACUCAAUUAUCAAACAGGCAAGUUAGCAUUUUAUGAAUGGGCACAAAGGAAAUGCUGUUUUUAAGAAAAAGAGGCAUUCAUUUUUUAUCACUGAUUUUGAAGACAUUUAAAUCUCAAAGGAAGUGACAUGCAAUUUCUUUUGUGAUUUUUGUGAUAACAAGCGAAUGAGUUAUGUUCAGUCUGUGAUUGGUGAAUUGUUAAUUGGGAUGGACAGAGGGAAAAUUAGUAUCAGAGCAAGCAGGGUUCAGGUGUUACCAGGAUAACCUGGCAAUGGGAGUACAGAACUAGGUGGUCUUGAAUACCAGUACACAGCCCUGUGUCAUCACAGGAGGAGGGAGGCAACAGCACUCCCUUUUCUCCAUUUACUGACUUAAUCGACCCUGCAGUUCCUUUCAGUAAUUGGAAGCUAUAGGCAGUGGUACAGAACGGAAGUGCAGAGUGAGCGAGGGCCUCUGCUGGACUGUGAAGGCCAUGGAUUCAGCCCAGAUCCUUGGCUGCAAGAGGAAAGCAGAGUAAUUAGUCUCUGCAUCUUUCGCUGGAAAGCAGCCAGCACAGAGAACCUCAGAGAGAAUGCAGCAGUCUGCCCAGCUAACGUGAUGAUUGUGCGACAACUGUAUUUUUUGGAAUGAAAGUCAAACCUUUGAUUCGAAGAAAUUCACUUAUUGCUUGUAUUGGAUAUACAACCAUACAAAGUCAGUGGAAAGGUACAAUUGAGCUUGGCUAGGAAGUGAAUUGUAUUGUGGCUGCCAGUGUCAGACAGGGCUUGAAUCCUUGCACUGAGCACUGAAUUAUAUGUAUGGCAUUUUACUUAAUAUUCUUCUUAUGCUUUACCUAUUGAUAGUCACAUUUUU